CUCGCCUUCUCUCUCAUCUCUCUCUCUUCUGCUCCUUCUAUCUCUCUCAUUCUUGGAGAACAAGUUCAAAUGGGAGAGAAGAAUAUGUGCUUUUGAUUAUUCAAAAAUCUCAUGGAUGGUAGACAAGAGCUGAGAAACAACAACACCACCGAUCCUCCUCCUUCUUCUUAUUCCUCGAUGGCCAACUCAACACUCUUCUCCGAUCAAGAUAUUCCGAUGUUUCCCAACACCGCCUUCUCUUCACUCUCCGGCAUCUUCGACCCCGAAGCAGAACGGAGCUCCUUCCUAGACCUCCUCAGCAACUCGGACUGCGCUUCUUUCUUCGAUUUCGGGACCCAAACAACGACGACGCCGGCUGACUCGUUGAUGAUGAUGGUGCCACCUCAGCAGCUAAGAGUAGUACAAGCAGAGCAGCAGCUUCCGUCGCCGGUGUCAUCUACAGUGCCGGAUAGUGGGAAUAACUCUGAGGCUCUGAACUCCAGUGCUACUACUGCUCCUACUACGCCCAACUCGUCUUCGAUCUCGUCGUCGUCGAAUGAAGCUCAUGCGGCGAAUCAUAAUGAGGAGCAAACCACGACAAAAGCAGGACAUGAGGAAGAAGACCAAGAUCCGGACAAGACCCAGAAACAAUUGAAACCGAAAAAGAAGAACCAGAAGAGGCAGAGGGAGCCGAGAUUCGCGUUCAUGACCAAGAGCGAGGUCGAUAACCUAGACGACGGGUACAGAUGGCGCAAGUACGGCCAAAAAGCUGUCAAGAACAGCCCUUAUCCAAGGAGCUACUAUCGUUGCACCACAGCUGGUUGCGGUGUGAAGAAGAGGGUGGAGAGGUCCUCUGACGACCCUUCGAUUGUGGUGACGACUUACGAGGGGCAGCACACGCACCCGAGCCCAAUCACGCCGCGCGGCAGCAUGGGGAUGGCGCCACUGCCGUCGGAGCUGUCCGGUCAUGUGUUCUCUGGUUCGGGCUAUGGCAUUCCUCAUCAAUAUCAGCAGCAGCAACAGCAACAGCAUUUGCACUCUUACAUAUAUAACUCUUCGCCUUCGUUGAACAUUACUACCACCACCACCUCGUCAGCGCCAUCCUAUAAUUUCAACCCGGCUUUGUUUCCUGGUUUGUUUCAAGAGAGAUAUAAUAACAUUGGCGGUCAUAAUUUCUCUAAUUCGGCUGCUUCUAAUUUGCUUAGAGACCAUGGACUUCUUCAGGAUAUGUUGCCAUCGCAGAUUCGGAAAGAGACUAAGGAAGAGUAGGAGGAAGGAUUUUGAUGAUUUGUUUAUGUGUUUCCUGGUAUGUACGUAAUUCUCUAACUGAUGACUACUUCUCUGUUGGGGUUCAUCUUUAGAAAGACUAAGCAUUCGGUCAGUACGUGCUUUAUGAUCAUAUCGAUCGCCAUUAUCGCUCUGUAAAAUUAAUCUCUAGUAGUACUCGAUCACUAGCCUUUUGGGGGACUAGUAGUUUCCGAACUCUCUAUCUUGAGCUAGUUUUAAUGUUAUUCUUUGUACUUAGAGAUGAUAUAUAUAUCUUCAUGGAGUUAUUAAUUAAUUUAUUUAUUAAUGGGUUUUGUGUAUCA
This is a messenger RNA of Argentina anserina (silverweed cinquefoil), 1568 nucleotides long. Its product is annotated as probable WRKY transcription factor 48. The coding region runs from base 112 to 1248 and encodes 378 amino acids. NCBI's taxonomy places the organism in Eukaryota, Viridiplantae, Streptophyta, Magnoliopsida, Rosales, Rosaceae. The record is from RefSeq and is a predicted model, not a curated record. Gene Ontology annotation, biological process: regulation of DNA-templated transcription. Gene Ontology annotation, molecular function: DNA-binding transcription factor activity; sequence-specific DNA binding. The transcript is spliced from 3 exons.